Penicillium oxalicum is the source of this 2511-nucleotide messenger RNA. RefSeq names its product putative PHD transcription factor. Lineage: Eukaryota; Fungi; Ascomycota; Eurotiomycetes; Eurotiales; Aspergillaceae. Gene Ontology annotation, cellular component: Set1C/COMPASS complex. Bases 1 to 2511 code for a protein of 836 amino acids. Gene Ontology annotation, biological process: positive regulation of DNA-templated transcription. The record is from RefSeq and is a predicted model, not a curated record. The transcript has 2 exons.
AUGCCUGAGCGAAACCACGCGAAUCACGCCAACGGUGCGACGGAUGCAGACGAUACGACUCCCGCCAUGACCAAUCCCUAUGAAACGAAUCCCGAUGCAAUCCCAGUCGACGAUCCCUUUCUCGCUCAAAGUGCGCACUAUGGUCGAUACACCCCGAGCGCCGAUGACUUCGUACCCGCCUCUCAGCACAAGCAUUGGUAUCAAUCUGACCCGGAAUCAAACACUUUUUGGCACGAUGUGGCGCGCAAGUUCUGCACACCCGAGUAUUCCCUGAAUCUCUCUAGCUCCAGGGAGGCUUUUGCGGUCGGGAGUGUGAUCAUUCGCGUGGACGGCGAUCCAACCGAGGCUGCAGCCGCUGACCAGUAUUCAUGUGUGAAUGCAAAUGAGUUCUCUGCCGCGCGAAAAGCAGAAGAUUCGCUGAGGGAGCUUGGUAUUGUGGUGCCGGUGAUUUAUUUUUGUGGUACAAUCGAAGGCAGAAAUGUGACGGUCGAAUCUCGCAUUCCGGGUGUGGCCUUGGAUGUGGCAUGGCGGUAUCUCUGUGCGGAUCAAAUCCUGGCCUUGAAGAAUCAGUGUCGUCAGAUUAUGCACCACUUGGGAUCAAUAGAACCGACACCGGCAGAGCCUUCCUACGUGUGUCGCGGACUCAAUUCACAAUUGGUGCCCUCCGUGUCGGAUCGAGAGCGCGAUAUCCUCUUCGCAGCACGAGCCUCGGACGAAGUUCUCAGCCUGGUUCAUAAUAAUCUCACCCCAGCAAAUCUCAUUGUCAAGGAUGAUCGAAUAGUGGGGAUUACUGGAUGGAGGCAUAGUGGAUACUUUGGCUUUGAACGGGCCAAGAUGGUACAUCAACAAUUCAGGGAUUGGACUUGUCAUGACGGUGAAGGAAGUGAGGGCACUACGUGGCAAGACCUCUAUGAUCAUUCUCUGGACCGGGACGGUCACUCUCCACUGGUGAAGCCCGAGCCUUCUGGUGGUAUCACAGAAAAGUUCCCUCCCAGCGACGAUCUCGAGACCAAGUCUGUCGGCUUUGAUGGGACGAAUGACUAUUUGACAUCGAAAAAGCUCGCGAGCCUGAAGAAUGGGAACACAUCCCGCGCCUCGUCUACCGACCGGUCCUCCCCUGCGACCUCGGUUAAAGCCCCUCCGAACAAAAAAGGAUCGUCGGCAGCUACGAAAAAGGGCACCGCGAAAAAGCCGGUCCCCAAAAAGCGCAAGGCGAACGACGCUGAUGCCGACAGUGUUGACGGGCGUCGCUCCAAUACACCGGCUUCUCGGACCGGCAAGGGUUUGGGAAAGAAGCAAAGCUCCGUAUCUAUAGCGGGGUCCCCCGCUCCUGAAGAUAAAAAGAGGCGAAGCAGGAUGCAACCACGCAACGAUGAGGAUGAGGAUGAGGAGGUUGAAGACGAGAAUGAAGUUUUCUGCAUUUGUCGGCGACCCGACAAUCACACGUGGAUGAUUGGGUGUGACGGUGAAUGCGAAGAUUGGUUCCAUGGCAAGUGCGUCAAUAUCGAUCCUAGAGAUGCCGAAUUGAUCGACAAGUACAUCUGUCCUAGCUGCAGCAAUCGAGACCUCGGCUGUACGACGUGGAAGCCCAUGUGCCGUCUCCCUGAAUGCCGGAAACCUGCUCGAGUCACCCGGAACAAGCCCAGCAAGUACUGUUCCGACGAGCAUGGGAGGGAGUUCAUGGCUCGACACGCUCGUAAGACAAAGCUUGGAUCCGCGCGAAAGGGGCAGGAGGAUCUGGGUAGCAUGGGUGGCAUUUUGACUCCGCCAGACCUCAAGGCCGCCAUUUCAGGAAUCAAGUCGAUCGAUGAAUUUCGGGGGCUGGGUAACGUAAUUCUAUCGUCGCCCCUGCGAACGCUCCGAACAAGUCCCGCGUCGGGCGUGAAAAAUGAGGACAAUGCGAAUGCCUCUGAUCUGUUCUCCAGCGUCGACGCUGACGGAGUGGAAUACUCAGCAGACGAAGCAGCCAAGAUCGCCAAACUUCGUCAGCGGCGUAGCGAUCUUCUCCAUCGGAAAGAAAUGCUAUCAGCACGCUCGACCUUCGUGGGGCUGUUGCGCCAGCGAGCCAAGGCAGUUGUCGAAAAGCUCAAGCAGAAUGAGCCCAAAGGUGGCUGGAAAGAUAUAUGCGGCUUUGACGCCCGCCUCGCAUGGGCUGAUGAGGAAUUCGACCAGUGGCGGCUCUCUCACGCAGGUAAGAAGGCACUGGCCGAGGGCUCUCCUGAAGCCAUGGCGGCCAGUUAUCCGACUGGAGAAGAUGCCGAUGGCGAUGUUGCCAUGGACGAUGACGAAAGCCAGCAGAACUCCUUGAAGUUUAUAACGCGUGGUGUUUGCAUUAAGAAAAGAUGCGAGAGGCACAAACAGUGGGUCAAGGUGCAGCAGCAGGAUAUCAUAUUUGAGGAGAACGCCGCGGAGCAAGAACUCAAGAGGUUGGAGCAGGAAGCCCGUUCAGUUGCAGAGCGGGCCGUGCUCCGAAAAUGGGCAGAGACGGAGAAUGCACCUUCGCCCACCUAA